Cornus florida is the source of this 1485-nucleotide messenger RNA. RefSeq names its product scopoletin glucosyltransferase-like. Bases 1 to 1485 code for a protein of 494 amino acids. NCBI's taxonomy places the organism in Eukaryota, Viridiplantae, Streptophyta, Magnoliopsida, Cornales, Cornaceae. Gene Ontology annotation, molecular function: UDP-glycosyltransferase activity. The transcript is spliced from 2 exons. The record is from RefSeq and is a predicted model, not a curated record.
AUGGAUAAGAGUCAGAAAAUUAACCCAGUUCCCUUUUUUUCUCUUGGUUCAUCAUCUACAUUUCUUCAUAACUUGCACAUGAUUCCAACUAUGGACAUGGCCAAACUAUUUGCUUCACAUGGUGGUGUGAAAACAACCAUAAUCACCACUCCUCUUAAUGCCCCUAUCUUCGCCAAAGCAAUCCAAACCACCAAAAAUAUGAGUAACCAUAUCGCUAUCAGUGUCAUCAAAUUCCCUGCAGAGGAAGCUGGCUUGCCCGACGGAUGCGAAAACGUCGAUCAAAUCCACUCGGAAGAUAUGGUUCCCAACUUCUUCAAGGCCACCACAAUGCUCCAAGGACCACUUGAGCAUGCCAUAGAAGAAGGCCAUCCCGAUUGCCUUGUCGCGGAUAUGUUCUUCCCUUGGGCAACCGAUAUUGCAGCCAAAUUCAACAUUCCUAGACUUGUUUUUCAUGGAACCAGUGUUUUCGCUCUAUGUGCUGGGGAGAACAUGAGACUCUACAAGCCUCAGAAGAAUGUCUCAUCAGACUACGAGCCCUUCAUCGUGCCUAACCUUCCUCACGAGGUUAAGAUAACUAAAAUGCAACUAGCAGAUCAUGACAAAGAAGAUAUUGAGACAGACUUUAGCAAGUUGUUAGAUAAAGCUAUAGAGACAGAGAUGACAAGCUUUGGAGUUGUAGUUAACAGCUUCCACGAGCUUGAACCGGCUUAUGCUGAUCAUUACAGGAGGGUUUUGGGCAGGAAGGCAUGGCACAUAGGUCCGGUAUCGCUAUGCAAUAGAGAAGUUGAAGACAAAGCACAAAGAGGGAAAGAAACAUCCAUUGACAAACUCGCGUGCUUGAAAUGGCUAGACUCAAAGAAGCCAAAUUCGGUUAUUUAUGUAUGCUUCGGAAGUGGUGCCGGCUUUGCUACGUCCCAAUUAUAUGAGAUUGCAAUGGGGCUUGAAGCUUCAGGACAAGAAUUCAUUUGGGUUGUGAGAAGAGCCAAGAAUGAAGACGACAACGAAAAUUGGUCGCCGGAAGGAUUUGAAGAGAGAACGAAAGAUAAGGGUCUAAUAAUAAGAGGAUGGGCACCUCAAGUGUUGAUUCUUGAUCACGACGCGGUGGGAGGUUUUGUGACUCACUGUGGAUGGAACUCGACGCUUGAAGGAGUGUCUGCCGGAGUGCCAAUGGUGACAUGGCCGUUCUUUGCAGAUCAGUUCUUUAAUGAGAAGUUGGUGACAGAGAUUUUGAAAAUAGGUGUUUGUGUUGGAUCUGAUCAACAAUGGAAGAGGGGGGCAAUUGAUGGCGUGAAAAGUGAAGCGAUAGAGAAUGCAGUGAAGGAGAUUAUGGUGGGUGAAGAAGCCGAGGAGAGGAGAAGAAGAGCAAGGACACUUAAGGAGAUGGCAUCGAAGGCUGUUGAAGAAGGUGGAUCAUCUCACACUGAUUUGAAUGCUUUGAUAAAAGAACUGAGUGCUUAUCAAGUGCAAGAAUAUAUGGAAACCUGA